Molecule: messenger RNA, 10985 nt
Organism: Xyrichtys novacula (pearly razorfish)
Lineage: Eukaryota; Metazoa; Chordata; Actinopteri; Labriformes; Labridae
Source: the annotation of a GenBank genome assembly
AAUGUUUUGGGUCUGUGCUUUAUGCGAGUUGCACCGGUGUAGAGACAGUAAGUGUUUCACCCUGUAUGAGGAUUUUUAGCUUCAUAACCAUCGAACAUCAUCGACACAGUCUUUGAGAAGUAAGUCGAAGUAUAUAUUAAAGGCCUAAGAUAUAAUUUAGUCAUCUAGGAGGUGAAGUGUGGUUUGUCUGCUGGUUUGCUGAGCUUACUUGUUGGGUUUAAUAAUUGAGCACUGGCUAACGCUAGCUAGCUUCGUUCAUUUUAUGGCAGGUGUAGCUCGAUACUUUAGUCAUCCGAGAUUUCUAUUUUGCGCAAGUUUUGUGAUAGAAAUGUGUUAAAUGCUAACCUCAUCUACCCAUAAAUGGGAUUUCAAGUGAACGAAACACACCAAGAAGUGAAUGAUUGUUAGCUUACCUGUUAGCACUAGCAUCAUGAAACAUUAGAGCGACCUGUUGUCUCGCAAAGGUGCGCACUGUCUGAAAUCAUUUUUUACUGGAGAGAAAAGUUUGUUUUUAUAGAAGAGCACGUAAUUAACACAACCUUUUUAAAACUCUCAUUCAACCCAGGAGCAUUUCAUCAUAAAGGGUGUGAAAAUAUUGACCCCCGCACCACGGCAGCUCGUCUGUCUGCUCUCAGUGCACCGGAGGAGGAGGAAAUAAAAGCCCACAAUGUUCAAUCCUCACAUCCAUCAGCAGCAGCAGCAACAACAACAACAGCAGCAGCAGCAGUUUCACCAGCACCUGCGGCAGCUACAACAACUUUUCCAGCAGCAGCCCCCGCCCCCACCUCCGCCGCAACCGCCUCCGGGGCACCAUGUCGCCCAUCACCACCCUCAGACGCCCCGGUAAGUUCGCCACCUCGAGCCCGUGGAUCGGGGCAGGGCCCUCCGUGUGAGAUAUGAGCGUCUGGCAAACAUCAAAUAGCAGACUGUACUACUCUAGAGUGGCUCAAAGUGUUUAGCCGUAUAUAAAUGAAUAGCAUUUUGAUUUAAGUGGUGUAUUUUGGCAGCUUGGGCUCUGGUGGUUGGGAUUAAAUUGAGAAAACUACAGGUAAAAAGCUUGUCUUGUUUGUCCUUAUCUUGCAACAUUUUUACUAAUGUGACACAAAAAUGUUCAAGUCCAACCAAAACUACCCUGUCUUUCUAUAUCACAUAAUUGCUUAUGUGUUGGACUUCUCCCAGACUCUGUUGUCUAUCCUGUCUACAGAUAUGAUGGUUAGAUUGUAGGUGACAGACAGUGAUAUUAUGGGACUACAGACUGUAAAUGUUGAUUGAAAACAUUCGUCCUGCCCUGGCACUUCUCAAAAACACCAAAUUAAAGUUAAUUUUGAUCAAAUUAGUUCUGUCAAAGCAUAAUGUAGACUGUAAAUUUCUGUCAUAUUAGGGGAGAGUGGGGUCAGUUGAGCCAAAGGGUUAAGGUCCUUUCACGCCGGGAGCGUUUUUUUUGUGCAUUUAUUUCGGAUGUCAAUACAAGCAUUCACAUCAGCGACGUUUUCCCGUCCUGCAAUAUUGCAGUUUCGCAUACUGUGUGUCCACUUCUUACCAAUAAGAUAGCGUGUUGUUGCGACGUCUGAUUCACCGGUAUAUCCAACAUGGCCGACUGGCUGAUUGUUUACAUGUCUGAGAUCAGAGUGCUUUUUGAUAAAGACACAAAGACACAAACAUUACCAAGAUAACCACCUGAAGGACAACAUAGCGUCAUAUUUCUCAUAUGACGAUGGUUUGUGUGCUUUAACAGUUUGCUAAAUGUCAUUGUUUUAACUUUCAUCUGUGCUAAGUAACUUUAGCUCGUAAGCUAACCUGUUCAGGUACAACAUACCAUAUGUAUUUUCACUGUCUCAAACUCAAUCGCGUUGCUGUCACAGCACCAUUAGGUCUCGGUUAUUACCUUACGUUUAUGGAUUAUAUUUGAACGCCUUUGUUUUAACUUUCAUCUGUGCUAAUGUAUGCUAACGGUUGUUACCAUAGUUUCGUGUACUUAUCUUAUGGCCUCUGAUUGGCUGUAAGUGCUGACUGUUUGGCUUGAGCGUGUGAUGAAGUUUUCAGCUUUUCUAGCCAAUCAGAGGCGAAGGAGGCGGGACUUUCUCUGGGAAAAGUGUUCCCCGGGAUGCGUCUCCCCCCCCAGAAAGUCGCAGAAUCGCAUCGGGCUUGAUGUGUAUAGUCAGGCGCGUCAAAAUUCACCUCUGACUAUUUCGUAAUUUUGCGGUCUAUAUUCGAGUGGGGGUGCAGUAGGGAUACGGUUCAACUUACCCAUACACGGGGUAAGUUGACCAUAGGAGACCACUUUUUUUUGGCAUGCUAUAUUAUCAACACAGUUAUGUUUACACUCAUUCUGUUUGCAGGGAUUUAAAACAUCCUGAAAUAUAUGCAGAUUCUUUAGUAAGAGACAAAAUUAUGAUUGCCUUGAUGUAGUGAUCCGACAUAUGAAAAAUGUCUCAUCUUACCCCACUCUCCCCUACUGGUAUGUGGUGAUUUUUGUUUUUAACUUAAUUCUGAUAACAUGCCUAUUUUUCUCUUACAGUUUUACUUCCCUUGUCAGUCUGACUUCAAGUUACACUGUUAGGAGUUAAACCUCUGAGCGUGAAUAACCAGUGUUUUCAAACAUAAUUUUAAGAAGCUUAUGGGGAAAUACUUUGCAAUCAUACUCUAUAAAAAGUGUCUAGGCCAAAGCAGGGUCAGAACACAAGCCUCAGUGGGUACAAAGGAUUACUUAAAUUUUCAUCCUAGUCAUGAAAAAAUGUCAUGGUUGGCUUCCAGCUGUACUUUGAAAGAGGACUUGUUGUUUGCAGGUUUUUUUUAUACUUUUUUACGACAGGAUAAGAAGAGAACAUUGCACAUGUUUGAGAAUACUUCCAGGCCCAGUUCAUGCUGCAUGUUUUUCUAAGUCAUGUCUUUUUUUUUUUUUUUGCUUAGGGCCAUUCCAGUUCCUCCCCAGACAGCUCCUCCUCCCAGGAUGGUCAACCUAUGUCAGACCACCCAGACCACCAUCAUCGCCCCAAAUCCCAUGCUGCAGGGCGCUUUGCUGAUGCAGCAAAUGCAGGGUAAAACUUUGCUUCAUUUUUAAAGACAACAGUAUCUGGAAAAAGACAAAAGCAACAGUCUUCAAAAGUGAUUAUUUGAUUUUAUGAUUUUCUUAUUUCCCUUUCUUUUGCCUCUGCUUUUACUCAGGUAAAAUGCGUGGUUUUGGGAUGGGUGGGCAGCAGUUUCGGCAGUUCUUCACAGCCGGAACCCGGUCAUCUCUGCUUGGACCUGUUCCAAUGGGCAUGGCCAUCAAGACCCCCAUGAUGGGUUUCCCAGCUGCUCGAAUGUUCCAUCCGCAUGCCCGCUUCCAUAAUAACGCUACAGCAGCCUCCUCCGCCUCUUUCUCCUCCUCCUCCACAACCACGGUAAUUACAACAUUUUAAUGACCACCAUUGACAUUUACAGUACACGUCUUAAACCACACUGAGCUUCUGCUGUUUGUGGUCUGACAGUAUAGCCCUCUAACAGAGGCAGUGGAAAUGUCACAGAGAGUGAUUUAACGGGACCAAAAAAAACAGUGUUUCUGACUCGUUGUUAGACAAGUUACAAAUUUACAGAAACAAAUAUGCCAGAAGUAUCUACAUGGCUAUUUUUGUGUAAAGAGGCUCAAUAAGAGGUAGGUUCAUUAUAAACAAAAACAGAAGAAACCUAUAUUUUUGUUUGGCUUUGUACACUUGUUUGGACUGUUGUGGAAAAAUUAUAUGUAAAUGAGAUAUUUGAAUGUGCAGCCCUAAGCUUUUUUUAGAUCUUCUGGAUCAAUGUAAAUUAUUGCAGCACUUUCUGUGUUGAUUUUGGUCUUUUAAGGAUGACUGCUUGUUGUAAAUUUGGUAAGAAUUCAGGUCAGAUUUUGUUGUCAAAUGAUUACAUACUCUGUUAUUUACGAGAACAAAAUUUGAAUGAUCAAUAUUCCUUAAAUUAUGUUAUAGUUUUCUAGGAUCAUUUGGACACUUAACUUAUAAAACCUCAUUAACUCAAGUUUCUUAACAUGUUUAUUUUUAUAGUUGACUUGUAACUAGGAAAGGAUGUAUGCACUGAUACUAUUUUAUAUAUAUUACUGUAAUAUCUGAGUACCUGUAAGAUAUAACAAGCCUUUUAGAUUGCUAUUAGAUUGUCCUGUAUUCAAUUUGACAGUCAGUGAUUAUCUGCCUUCAUUAAAACUCGUAAUAUUAUAGCAAGUGAAACUCUGUGAUGUUCCACAUCUUGGCUUGAGGAGUUUUUCUCUGACUUAAUUAUAAUUAUAAUUAUAAAGUCGGUAGAACCUCCCCUCUGUGUGGAUUACUUGAUUGUUUCCAUGUGUGUUAUAGAUACUAAGGUAAAGGACGUUGAAUCUGAGUGUUGUGCUUUCCUCGUAGAUUGAUGAGUCUUACUUUAAUUGGAGGUGUAUUGAACUCAGAGUAGAGCUUUGUUACAGAUUGUUGGUAGCUGCACAAAUCAUUCAGAAUUGGCUCGUGGAGUGGCAAAUUGAGCGAUCUUCAAAGAUCAAAUCUCUUUUAAAGAAGCUGCUUUGAUGUUUUUGAGGUCUAAUUUGUUAUUGUUGAGCUUUUAAAAGGUUCUGAAAAAGCUGUAAACUUGACUUGAAAGAACCCCGGCUUCAGUUUUCAUGUGGACAAAGCAGCUGUAUUUUGUCCUGUACGUUUUUCCCCUUAAACAAUUUCAACCAGCUGUCCUUUAAUAGUGAAUUUCUUUUCUCUUGAUAAUAAGUAGUAACCAUAGAAGAAGUUAAAUAAGUCUGUGCCACAAAUUUGUCUGAAUCCUACUCUGUUGCAGCUUUUAAAAAUCAAUUCAAAUUUUCUUAUUUAUGUUCUUUUGCUAGUGUUUCAUAUCCAGACAUUACUGUAUCGUCAUCACUCUAUAUCUCUGUGUCAAUAUUCACAAGUCACACAUCGGAUCUCUGCAUGUGCGGCAUAUUUGCAAACCUGUCCUCUUCCUGUUUGUUUAGGAUGCAGCUCGUCAGCCAGACAGGAAGAGAGACAGUGAGCAGAUGGCAGCAGGGAGCUCAGACGACCAAACAGCAACAAGCAGCACCAACGACAGCAGUGAGAAGACUGAAACAGGUAGAUGAGUGCCUGAACUAGCACUGAAACAUUUUGCUUUUUUGCUUUUGCAACCUUCAUCUUAAAAGUAAAAUAUCAAUGGGAAGAAUGUGAUUGUAGGUAAUGUGUGUCCUCUUCUAAUCCUGUCUUUGGUUUUGCCUUUUUCUAGCCACAGAUGGUGCAGUGGGAGGAGCAGAUGGAUCCACACAACCAUCUGAGGAGCAACUUGGAGAACCUGUACUGAAGAAGCUGAGGACAGAAGGGUAGAGAGAACCUUUCUUACUUUGCUGUGAAUGUAGAUGUGCUAAGAAAUCAUGCCCUUACAUCACAUCAUGAGUUGAAGGGUAACAAACCGCCCUCACAGAAAAGCAGAAAACAAUUGAAGAGAAAGUUUUGGAAAUUUAACUACUCAGCUUUUCUUUUCUCUUUCUGUUCCUAAACUCUCGGCAUGUGUGUCUCAGGUCGGAGGAGCCUAAAGGACAGUGCGUCGUUGAGACUGUUGCUAUUCCUGAUACGGAUGGUGAUGUUCUUUCUUCAGAGUCUAAUAGCAACACAGAUGACAGCCAGCCUGGAGGUAAACCAAACAGAAAUGUAGAGUAGAGGCUCUUGAAGUGCUCAUUGUAUCAAAGUGAAGUUGAGAUAAAAGCCUCAUGCAUCUGGCCUUUUUUUCCCAGACUGCAUCAUGAUGGAGGAAGGAGGCUCCACAGCGGGAUCAGAUGUUGUCGAAGGGUUGGAGGUGAGCAGAGCUGCCGAGGUGAUCGCUUUGUCAGUGCCAUCCCCAUCUGUGAGGCUGAGUGAAGAGGACCAGCAGGUGGAUCUGCCUGUGGAGGAGAUGCCAGGAGUCAAAGAUGCUCCUUUGGCUUCACCAGACAAUCAAGAAGAAGGAGACGAGAACGUGGCAGACGGAGCCAACAAGUUCUACUGCUACCUCUGCGGGAUUACCUGCCACAACCAGCAAGUAGGUUGAACAUGCACACACAUUAACAUCAAUCCAUGCAGCAAGAUGAUCUAGACUUCCAGCUCUGGGGUGUCAUACAGGCCUGGAAAACUCUCUACAUCUGUCAGCUGCUUGUAUCCGAAAUCUCAAUGUUUUAAUCACUGCUUAGAGCUUAUAACCACAGGGAGUGAUGGGCAGUAUGACGGUUUAUACCGUGUGACGGCAUAAAAAAUUAUGAAAUUACCCAUACUGCGAUAUAAGAUUUCGUUCAUACUGCCCAACACUAACCACAGGUGAGAGUCAGAGCAUAGAUUGAUCGGUAAAUCUGAAGCUUUGUCCUGGUAAAACAAAAGUCGAAAGCUAGUGCAGCACCAACCUGCCUGUCAGUCUCACAAUCUGUUUUACCCUCACUUGUAAACAAUACCCCAAGAUACUUGAACACAGCCCAAUGCAGCACCCACUGGAGCCAGAUUCCUGUGGGUCCACAACCCACAGCGUUAGGCAUGGUGCUUUCCCGGCUGGGCAACAGAGGGAGGCGGAGACUAGGGAGUGAUGACGUGGAACAUCACACAGCUACAUAUCUGAAUGUAAAAUGUGUGAAAGAGGAUUAGGGCCACAUGAAAAAAAAAAAAAAUUAUAGUGAUGAGAUUAAAGUUGAAAUUUCGAGAUUAAUGUCGAAAUUUUGAAAUGAAAGUCGGCAUAAAUAAAGUCGAGAUUUUGUGAAAUAAAUCAAAAUUUCGAGAUUACAAUCGAAAUUACGAGAUUAAAGCCGAUGCAAAUAAAGAUGGGAUUUCAUGAAUAAAGUUGUAAUGUUGAGAUUAAUGAAUCAACAGCAUUGUCGCUCGUCACUCAACAACACGUCCACUGCAGAACAGUUUGUAAAGCUGUACUUUUAAAUUGGAUUUAGUAACGAGUAAAUCCUUGUUCUUUAGCACACAAACACAGUGUGGUCAUAAGUUUUUCAGACUCUAAAAAAAAAAAAAUCUGUUGAAGAUUAUGAUGCUGAUGCAGGGUUAUCGUUGUUACACCUGCGUGCUAUACAGGGAGGCUAUAUGUUGUAUCACAAAUUACAAUAAGACAACUGAUCAAGUUGAUUGAUCCUGACAACCCCGGCGUCUGAGGCACAGGCAUAACCGAAGCUGAGGACCCAAUGCGCUCUGGCAUAUGGAUGGCUACGACAAAUUUAAGCCAUACCGCAUUUCAUUUUGACUUUUUAAAAAAAUGUUACUUUCAUCUCGAAAUGAAGACUUAAAAAAUCUUCUUCCUGUAAUUGUUUUUUUUCUCUUCUUGUGGCCCUAAUCCUCUUUUGUUAAAAUGUUAUCUGAUCGAGUAAACUGUUCCUUUUUUGUUUGUUUUUGUUUUGUUUUUGCAGAACUUCAGGAGUCAUAUGAACAGUAUGUCUCACCAGCAGAGGAUGAUGGAAAUCCAACAUAUGAGCAACGCUUGUCUGGUCACCCUGCUGCCACGUGUGCAGGAGUCCCUACAGGGAGCAAUCAAAGACGGGUCUGUUUAAAAACACACCAUCAGGCAUUUUGUCUUCUUCGAAAGGCCUCAACUAGUUAGAAACAGUUAUGUAUCAUCUAAUUUUAAUAUUCGCAGUGAGAAGAAAGCAGACAAGAAGCACUGGUGUGCAACCUGUCACAUCCACUUCACCAGUAGUAUUACAGACCACCGUCGCACCAAGGAGCACAAAGUAAUCAGCUGCACACUUCAUAGAUGAGCCCAUUGACACAGUGUAAAUAAGUGAUAUUGUUGAAACUACUCUUUGGGAAUAAAAAGUAAUGAUGUGGUGUCGUCUGUCUCUCCCUUCAGCUUGCUAGCAGGGCAGCAGUCUCCUCAUGCACGGUCUGCAAGAAACACUUCAGGACCUCCCAGAUCUUUGUGGAACACUUACAGUCCCUCGAGCACAGGCAGAAAGUGGAGAAGGUAUCUGUGUUUAUAUUCUGUAUUUAGAAGAUCAAUUAAACCAGAAGUGUUAGUUAAGAUAACGACUGUAAUCGCUGCUGCUCUUCAGCUCCAGGAGCAGGAAGGCUGUGAGGCAUUGGGCAACCUAACCGCCAUGGAUACAGACGGCUUUAAUCUAGAUGAGGUGGAGGGCAGUGAAGUGGAAGAGGAGGGAGAGGAAACACAUGGGGAUGAAGGAGACCAAGAAGGCUCUGAGAAACAGGUGAUUUGCAUGGUAUUUGUUUUUGUUUGUGGUUCCACCAGACGACACAAUGGACACUAUUUGCAUUUGAAGAGCUGGCUCGAUUUAGUUUGGCUGUUCUCAGCAUCCUGAAAUAACCAGAGUGUUAAUUUUCCUGUUAUACACUUCAUCCAUUGUUAUGAUCAACAAAAACACUACCUCACAUUUACUUUAUGGAAAAAAAAAUAGUGCAGUUUUGGCAUCUUUUUGCUUUAAUUUGUAAGGUCUUUGGGCUCCAAAACCUGUAUCUGAACUUUGUGGUAUUAAUGGUGCCUACCCAGAUGUAUAAGUUACCCAUGUUCUGUGGAAAUAAAGAGCAUAAUUAUGCACGGGCACUUAUGCAUCCCCAUACCUUCACAGUUUAUCAACAGUCUUAUCAGUGCUCCUUAAAUAGAGGGUGGUCAUGGAUGCUGCGUCCAUGAUUUCCAGAAAGAAUGUUAGAUUUUGAUCUGCCUGACAGUUUUCCACCUCAUGUCAGUCCAUCUGAAAUGGGCCUAGAGAAGGUGCUGGCAUUCACCGACUAUGUAUAUUCAGGGUUUCCUCUUUGCAUGGAAUGGUUUUGUCAAGCAGUGUUCAGAGACGAUGAAUUUCAGUUGUAACAUUGAGCCUGUGCAGUGAUUUCCACUGCAGAGUCAUGGCUGUUUUGAAUGAAUCUGAAAAAAUCCGAUUACCAAUUAAUUGGCAGAUUUUGUAAUAAAAAAUAAAUAUAUACUGUAGGCUACUGCUCUUCACGCUGACAGGAAGAGCGACUGGUCAAACUCGGACCAGAAAAGCGUUUUCAACCCAGCGCCGAUCAGUGCCUCCGCGUCUUAACUCACUUUACUCAUUUCCAGUCCAGUCUUAUCUGGCGACAUGCAGCUGCCUCAGUAAGAGAAGUAGCUCGAUCCCGUAACGUGUACUGUUGUUUAUUUUACUGUUACUGGCACGGCUAACAGUGUAGCAAGGCUAAUAGCAGAUGGCUAACUCUAACUUUAGCUUACUUGAUCCUUCACCGUUAACUCGGCGUGACCGAGACCAGCACAGCAGGGAACAUCGUGAAGUGGGUUGAACUGAAACUUGUUGACUUACUAUAAGUCGGGGAACUUUUCAAAUGGCGGAACAUUUUCGAAGUGAAACCGAAUCUUAUUCUCCGCAUUUUAUUUCUGAUAAUAUCGGCAAAAAUCUGCGAGUUUUGGGCGAUUACCGAUUAGUCUCAAAUGGGCCCUAGAGGUCGGGUCGGGCCCUAGAGGAAACGGCAUAAACUGACAGGUUGAUGUUAAACUGUUACUACAUACCAAACUCUAUCAUCAGCUCAUAGUCUGUGAAUUUCUUCUUCUCCUUUUUUUUGGUCUCCUGGUGCAGGAUGGCUGGACCUCCUCCAACGAAGUAACUCUGAAGAAUAUGUCCGGUGAUGAGCAGUAUGACCCUGAUACGGUCUAUGGUGAGUGACUGGCUAGCUCUCGUCAUAAGAUUCAUGAUAACUACAUAAGAUAACAUUUGGGUAAAGUUAUUUCUUUUCAUCUCCUUUGUCUGUAGGGUCCAGUUUUUUUGUCCCAGUUGCAGGUUUCAUCUGCAGACUGUGCAACAAGUUUUACCACUUUGAGUCAUCUGCUCUUCACAGCCAUUGCAAGUCACUGAAGCACUUUGAGAACCUGAAGGUUUGUGUUUGUUGGCUUCACCUCUCUCACUCCUGCCAUCUAGUGGAUGAAAAGUGACCUAUUGGCAAGAUUGAAUUACUGUGGUGUUAUCAUUUUUAUCUUUUUAAAAAUCUACCAUGAGGUAUUAUAUAUACAAUCAAUAUUAUGUGGUUAUUUGUGUCCAGAUUUGUUGCUAAGCUUCAACGUCACAGUGCUUUUUAUGCUUUCUUCUGUUCCUUUAGAGGCACAAGGAAUUUCUGAGCAAAAAGGAUGAAGCUGCUGAAUCUCUUCAAGCAGCAGACAGCCUAAGACCUGAAACUGAAACCACAACGCACUGUUUGUUUGACGACUCUGGUUCACUGACAGACUCAAACUCAAAACAGCCCACUGUUAAACUCGCCCAACAGACCAAGACAGAAAACCAGCAACACAGAGAGGAAGUGAGGCCCAACUCAACCUCACAAGACUUCACCUCCACCUCAGCAACCAGCACAGACAGCACAGACCAAGAACUCGGACUUCACAGCAGAGAGGAAGAGACCGCUUCACAGCAGGAUUCUGUAGCUCCUACAGAACUUCUCUGGAGUCCCACAGAGUCCAGAGAGGAUGAAGAUGCAAAGCCAGCCUCUGCCGGUGAGGAGGAGGCGGAGGAAAACGAAGCUGCUGCUGCUGAAACAGGGAAAAAGAACGGCACAGGGAAGGCAAAAAACACAUCGAAACGCAGGUCAGGGAGGGCCACAAACAGACGCUGAGAGAUGUGAACAAGGAGGAAACCAGGUACAAGAGAAACCUUUGGCCAGGUGCUUUCAUUAAACAGAGACCAAGAACCAAACAACCCUGCCUCUGUCUGUGUCGGUCUCUUGGAGACUGAACAGGCACACCAAUAAAUAGAGAGUUUGAAUGAUGGUGAGUCACAGUGCAACAUGACUUCUAUUGGAGUACUUCUGUCAGGGUGGGAAAUUAACACCGUCCCAGUUUUCAAAUACAGGUAAAAUCUGUGAAAGCUGGUAAGUAUCUUUAUACCUGCUCCUUUUUAGAGAAGGACAUUCAAAGCUCCCUCCUAAUCAUGAGAUUUCCACCAUCCAACUGCCUUUUCUGUUUAAUAACAGCCAUCAAAACUGUUGAUGUUGCCUGAAAUGAAAUUAACAUUGUUUUAUGUAGAAGAGAGAAGCCCCUUCGACCAGUUACCCUGAAGU